This is a messenger RNA of Zingiber officinale, 681 nucleotides long. Its product is annotated as probable serine/threonine-protein kinase PIX13. The transcript has 4 exons. Gene Ontology annotation, molecular function: protein kinase activity; ATP binding. The record is from RefSeq and is a predicted model, not a curated record. The coding region runs from base 1 to 681 and encodes 226 amino acids. Lineage: Eukaryota; Viridiplantae; Streptophyta; Magnoliopsida; Zingiberales; Zingiberaceae. Gene Ontology annotation, biological process: protein phosphorylation.
AUGCCGCCUCCUUCACCUCCUUCCCCAUAUCUCUUUCUUUCCUCUCCUCCCCUCCAACUUCCCAAAGCACAACCACUCCCCAACUUAAGUCUACCUUUCUUGUCAUCCAAAAUGUCAAGUUCUCGCCAAAGGAAAGGGAAAGAACCAUUGGUUGUCUCAAACGAAGAGGAUGCACGCUCCAAAGGUCGCUCGACGUCAAGGACUAGCGGUAGCGAGACGACCACUGGGAAGCUGUUGAACCUCAGCAGCAGCACGACCCUGGGGGAGUCCUCCGGCAACGACAUCAGCGUCGAGAAGGUGUUCCCGGAGGGGAGGAUUCUGGAGGCGCCCAACCUUCGCGUCUAUACCUUCGUCAAGCUCCGGAGCUCCACUAGGAACUUCAAGCCCGAGUCCUUUCUCGGAGAGGGUGGAUUCGGGAAGGUGUAUAAGGGCUGGGCGGAGGAGAAGACUCUCAAUCCUUCCAUGAGCGGCGUGGGCACGUUGGUGGCCGUGAAGAAGCUCAACCCUGAAAGCGUGCAGGGGCUGGAGGAGUGGCAGUUUGUAUUAGAAAUCAGUAAUGCCCAAUUUGUAGAUAGUUUCAAACAUGUAUAUUUUGUUAUUGGAUACUGUGGCUUCCAAAUCAGAAGGAACUUUCUAGGGAGGCUUUCACAUCCAAACCUCGUCAAGCUCUUGGGAACUUGA